GGGAACAGAAAAACAACAGAAAGUGUUUGACACAUUAAAGCAGCAUCUUAUUUCACCACCCAUUAUUACUUACUCAGACUUUUCACAACCAUUCACUUUAUUUACUGAUGUCUCUGGACUCAGAUUAGGAGCUGUGUUAGCUCAAUAUGAUAGUAAAGGAAAAGAACAUGUCAUCAC
Ambispora gerdemannii is the source of this 177-nucleotide messenger RNA. The record is from the annotation of a GenBank genome assembly. NCBI's taxonomy places the organism in Eukaryota, Fungi, Glomeromycota, Glomeromycetes, Archaeosporales, Ambisporaceae.